GCACCUUGUUUGCAUUGGCCUCUCCCGCACCGCUGGGCUAGCCCAGCGCAUGACGAGUCCCGUGGUGGAGGACCUGCGCGCGGCGGCGUCCCAGCUCGGCGAAUCGGGCGUCUGGGACAGCUACUACGACUGCGUCGCGACGCGGCUCGGCUUUAGCGACUACGAGCCACACGAGCUGCUCGGCGCAGUCUACGAGGUGCUGCGGCCGGAGCACGGCGUCGCCGCGCUGUGUGCAGAGUCUGCCGUGAUGUUUGGCGCUCUCCUGCUCACCUUCUUGGGCGUCCACCUGACCCGGCCGAUGUCCUUCUUGCUGGGUGCGCUGAUCGGCAUCGGCGGCGCGCUGCUCCUCGACGACAUCUUCCUGCCGCGCGCCGCAGACUCGCGGAUGAGCUGCGAGACGCUCGAGUCGACGACGCUGCUCGCGGGGCUGCUGGUCGGCGUGGGGAUGCUCGCCUUCCGGAAGGGGCUGCACGUCGCGCUGGGGCUCCUCUUCGGGGAGGUCGCCGGGAACUCCGCGUACGGGCUGCUCGAGAUGCAGUCCUCGCCCGCGGGGGCCGAGGUGCAGCGCACCAUCCGGAUGCUGCUGGCGGUGGUCGGGGCGGUCGUGAUGCUGAUGGUCGGGGACACCUUCUGGCUGUACGUGUCGGCCGUCGUCGGCUCGUGGGUGGCGACGCGGAGCUACGUCGAGCUCUUCCUCGUCACCGAGGAGCCGCGCUACCAGGCCUUCCUCAGGCGCGCCCACCACCGCCCUCCGCCCCUCCUCCCGGCCCUCCGCCCUCCGCCUCCACUUGGACCUCCGCCGCCGCGCACGCGCAGGUACGAGCCCAACUUUGCGACCCUCGCCGGCCACCCCUACUCCUUCUUUGCCGACUUCAUCCACGACCCGUACCUGCGCAGCCCGAUGACGCUCUUCCUGCUGCUCGCCGUCGGCGGAGGGCUCACGCAGCGAGAGGUGUGGCAGAAGUUGCACCGGCGGAACGGGCCGCCGCCCGACCAGCAGGGCGGCACGGCGGCGGGCAAGCCGGCCGGCCUGGCCGGGGCGAAGCCGGCCGGUGGGUACGGGUACGAUCAGCUGCUGCGACGGCGCCCCGCGUAUUACUUUCUUUCCUCGACGCCGCCGCUGCACGCGAGGAAAAAGCCGGCGCCCGCGCGGAAAAAGCGCCUCAUGGCCGAGUGGCAGAAGGGCGACGCCGCCUGGUGCUACAUCAACGACGAUGUCACCUACGAGGCGGGCAAGAUCGUGGAGCUGGGUGAGGACGAUCGCAGCGUGACGCUCAAGCUGGCGUCUGGGAAGACGCUCACGACAGAGCGCGCCAACGUUCUCAGAGCAAACAAAGACAAGCAGGAUGGUACAUGUACCAUGACUUAA
Messenger RNA from Emiliania huxleyi CCMP1516, 1369 nucleotides. RefSeq lists its product as hypothetical. NCBI's taxonomy places the organism in Eukaryota, Haptophyta, Isochrysidales, Noelaerhabdaceae. The record is from RefSeq and is a predicted model, not a curated record. The coding region runs from base 50 to 1369 and encodes 439 amino acids. The transcript is spliced from 3 exons.